GAGACCUGGAGGCAGAGUUACACAACUUCCCAUGGAUCCAAACAUCCAGGGGUCUUUCCUGUUCAACAACAGCCUGAACCAAUUCUCCUCUGACCUCAAGGCACCAGUGUGCCAGUACUCAGUACCCAACUCUUUCUACAAGCUCAACCCGGGCCUGAACAGCCAGCUGCAGGCAGGGACGCCUCACGGCAUCAGCGACAUCCUGAGAAGCUCCAUGAUGGGGAUGGGCUCCACGGGCACCACCACCCUGCUGUCCGGAUACUCCACCAUGGGGGGGUUCAGCCCCUCCGUCACCAGCACGUCCAUGUACUAUAACCGAGACUACAACUCGUCCCUGGGCGGCUUCUCCAAGCCCGGCGCCGAGUGCCUCAUGAAGGGUCGCAGUGUGAGCUGCUGGGCGGAGAGCGGCUGUGACUGGAGAGGAGGGAGGCAGCAGUGCACCAACAGUGAUGGUCCUCUGGGGGAGAUGUCAGGCAGGAAGAAACACACCAGACCAACCUUUAGUGGACAUCAGAUAUUUGCUCUGGAGAAAACAUUCGAGCAGACCAAGUACCUGGCCGGGCCCGAGCGAGCGAGACUGGCUUAUUCUCUGGGCAUGACUGAAUCACAAGUCAAGGUGUGGUUUCAGAACCGACGCACCAAGUGGAGGAAGAAGAGCGCGUCAGAGCCGAGCUCCACGCAGGCCAGCCUCCCGGGACAGGGCGGCGAGGCCUCGGAGAACGAGGUGGAGGACGAGGAGUACAACAAGCCUCUGGACCCGGACUCUGACGACGAUAAGAUCCGAAUGCUGCUGCGCAAACACCACAGGGCUUUCUCCGUACUGCGCCUCGGGCCACACCACGUCUGA
Cottoperca gobio is the source of this 847-nucleotide messenger RNA. It is a transcript of the gene nkx6-3, whose product is annotated as NK6 homeobox 3. Gene Ontology annotation, molecular function: DNA-binding transcription factor activity, RNA polymerase II-specific; RNA polymerase II cis-regulatory region sequence-specific DNA binding. The transcript has 3 exons. Gene Ontology annotation, biological process: cell differentiation; regulation of transcription by RNA polymerase II. The record is from RefSeq and is a predicted model, not a curated record. Gene Ontology annotation, cellular component: nucleus. NCBI's taxonomy places the organism in Eukaryota, Metazoa, Chordata, Actinopteri, Perciformes, Bovichtidae. The coding region runs from base 32 to 847 and encodes 271 amino acids.